AUGCGAUGCACGGGCCCGUGCAGGCAGGAUUACUGCGGGGGCUCUGGUUUGGGUCACGCGCGUAGGCUCAUCCAGCAGACGGUGCUACCAAAGGCUGGCAUGCUGCUUCAAAGGAUGGGACAUCUGGCCAGUUUGGAUGAGUCGGUCCUGGCUGCUCUGCUGGAGAGGAGACAACGGGGUGCCAGAGUAUGGCUGCGGGAGCAGGACCAGCUGCAGCCAUGCACUGUUGGCUCAUGUGCCGAUGGAAAUGUGCUCUUCACCUCAGAUUAUGGCACGGUAUUCCAGUACCCUAAGGCCUCCCUUUCCAGAGAAAAAGUUUUGCCAAUGCACCAGACCAGCAUUGAUGGAGUAGAAGACAUGUCCAUGCUGGGAGAUCUGCAUGAAGCUGCCAUCCUGCUUAACCUGCACCAGCGCUACCAACAGGGUAACAUCUAUACAAACAUUGGUUCCAUCUUGGCAUCAGUAAAUCCCUACAAACCCAUCCCUGGUCUGUACAGUGUGGAUGCCAUAGACCUGUACAGACAGCACCGCCUGGGUGAGCUGCCUCCCCAUAUCUUCGCCACCGCUAACGAGUGCUACUGCUGCUUGUGGAAGCGUCAUGACAGCCAGUGUGUUCUGAUAAGCGGAGAAAGUGGAGCUGGAAAGACUGAGAGCACCAAGUUGCUGCUGAAAUUUCUGUCAGCCAUGAGCCAGACCUCCCUCGGGGCCCCUGCAUCUGAGAAGAGCACUCAUGUGGAAGAAGCCAUCCUGGAAAGCAGCCCCAUUCUGGAGGCUUUUGGAAAUGCCAAGACAGUUUAUAACAACAACUCCAGCCGCUUUGGCAAGUUCAUCCAGCUGCACUUCUCUCAACAUGGACACAUCCAGGGAGGCCGAGUAACUGAUUAUUUACUGGAAAAGAACAGAGUGGUACACCAGAACCCCGGAGAGAGGAAUUACCACAUCUUUUAUGCUUUGCUGGCUGGUGUGAGUGGGGAGCAGAAAGAGAGUCUCUCCCUCUCUGAGCCAGAGACUUACCGCUACUUGAACCAGUCUGGUUGUGUGACUGAUGAGAACCUGAAUGACGUAGAGAUGUUCAGUAAGGUCAUGACUGCCAUGAAGGUGGUGGACUUCAGCACUGAAGAAAUCAGAGACAUCUUCAAACUUCUUUCUGGCACACUUCAUUUGGGAAACAUUGAAUUCAUGACAGCUGGCGGAGCCCAGGUGACAACAAAAGCGGUGCUGAACAUUGCCAGUGACCUCCUGGGUUUAGACGCCUUUCAGCUUUCUGAAGUACUGACGCAGAGGUCCAUGAUUCUGCGCGGGGAAGAGAUCAGCUCCCCCCUCACUGUGGAGCAGGCAGCUGACUCCAGGGACUCCCUCUCUAUGGCGCUCUAUUCCCAGUGUUUUUCAUGGCUCAUUAGCAAGAUUAAUACGAAGAUCAAAGGCAAAGAAAACUUUAAGUCUGUGGGCAUCCUGGAUAUCUUUGGCUUCGAGAACUUUCAGGUGAAUCGUUUUGAGCAGUUUAACAUUAACUAUGCAAAUGAGAAACUCCAGGAAUAUUUCAACAAACACAUCUUCUCCUUGGAGCAGCUGGAGUACAACAGGGAAGGGAUAAGCUGGGAAGCCAUUGACUGGAUGGAUAAUGCAGAGUGCCUGGACCUUAUCGAGAAGAAACUGGGUCUACUGGCUUUGGUGAAUGAAGAGAGUCGAUUCCCCAAAGGCACAGACAACACCCUUCUGGAAAAACUUCACAGCCAGCAUAUGAGCAACCACUACUAUGUGAAGCCUCGGGUGACAGACCAUCAGUUUGGCAUAAGACAUUAUGCUGGGGAGGUGCUAUAUGAUGUGAGAGGCUUUCUGGAGAAGAACAGAGACACCUUUCGAGAUGACAUUUUAAACAUGCUGAAAGACAGCAGGCUGGACUUCAUCUAUGACCUUUUUGAAAGAGUCUGCAGCCGCUGCAGUGAAGAGACGCUGAAGAUGGGCACCCAGAGGCGCAGACCAACUGUCAGUUCCCAGUUCAGGGAUUCUCUCCAUUCCCUGAUGGCCACGCUUAGUACUUCCAACCCGUUCUUCAUCCGCUGCAUCAAACCAAAUACAGAAAAGGCGCCGCACCUCUUCAAUCCAGAUGUGGUGCUAAAUCAGCUCCGCUAUUCAGGGAUGCUGGAGACAGUGAAGGUUCGGAGAGCAGGUUUCCCUAUACGGCGCCUUUUCCAGGACUUUCUCAGCAGGUACAAGAUGCUUGUGAAGGGGCCAAGUUUCUCAGACAACAGCAAAGCUGUAUGUGCAGGCUUUCUUCAGACCUACGACAGCAGCAAGAAGGAAUGGCAGUUGGGUAAAACCAAGGUUUUCCUGAAGGAGGCUCUUGAGCAGAAGCUGGAGAAGGAUCGGGAAGAGGAGUUGAGGAAAGCAGCUAUAGUCAUCCGGGCCCACGUCUUGGGCUACAUGGCAAGAGAAAAGGAGCAACUGAAUGUGCUACUCCAGGUGGCUCAGGUGGAAGCAGUAAAGACUGAGGAGGUAGAUAUUCCCCUGCAAGAAGAAGAGAGACGUCAGAUGGAGGAGAUCUUAAGACUGGAGAAGGAGAUUGAGAAGUUGCAGCAACAGAAAGAGGAUCACAUGUCUAUCAUCUGUGAAAACACCAGGAAUGAAAUCAAUCGGCAGCGAGAAGAAGAGAUCCAGAGGCUGGAAAAGGAGGCAUCUAGGGUUGCCCAGGAGUUCUUGGAGCUGCUGGAUUUUGGCAAUCUGGAUGAAAGUGUGCAGAACUUAGAGCGCUCACUUUCUAGUGAGGGGACACUCAACAUUGACUGCAGCCUGGUGGCACCACUGGCUGAAGAAGAAGUGGAUGAGGGUUUUCAUGCUGAUGAUGAAGGACGGCCAACUUCCAGUUUGGUGGUCUUGGAUCAGCACGGCACAAGAAACAGCGAUAACUACUCAGAGGAAGUUGCAGAUACAAGCCUUUCACUUCUCCAAAGGGAAGUGGGAGGGCUUGUCCCUGCUCCAGGACAACCUGUGGAAAGAACCACUAGCCCCAAGGAGCAGAGAGCCCUCUCUGAGCCAGCAGAAAGCAUUUACAGCACGGUCACAGAUAAGCAGAGGAGUAACAGCGGAGAGGUGGGAGAGCCAAUUUACACUUCCCCUCCGGAUGUGGAGUCAGACUACGACCAUGAGGAGUUUGAUGGUUGUGGAGAUGCAGGUAGUGCCUCAGCUGAGCCUCUGAAUGGUGAGGAAGGUCUGAGACACUCCCAUGGUACCAGCCUGGACUCCAACCGUGGCAGCCUGGACUCGUUUCUGGACAGUGAAGAAGAAGUGGAUGUUUACAUUGAUACAGAUGAAGAGUUUUGUAACGGACGAGUCACUAUCUUCAAUGGCUCAGGACCACCCUAUUUUCACAGCUAUCUCUACAUGAAAGGUGGUCUCAUGAACCCAUGGAGACGGCGCUGGUGUGUUCUGAAGAACGAGGCCUUCAUGUGGUUCCGCACCAAGCAAGAGGCACUGAAGUCAGGCUGGCUCUAUAAAAAAGGUGGAGGCAUGUCAACACUUUCACGCCGUAACUGGAAACGCCGUUGGUUUGUGCUUCGAGAAUCCAAGCUGAUGUACUUUGAGAAUGAUAGCGAGGAAAAGCUGAAGGGGACAAUUGAUAUCAGAAGGGCAAAGGAGAUAGUGGACAUUCAUGAAAAGGAGAAUGCCUUGGACAUUGUGACAGAAGACAGAGUUUAUCACAUUGUCGCAGAGUCACCAGAAGAUGCCAGUGGUUGGUUUAAUGUCCUGAGCCGAGUACACAGCGCUACAGCGCAGCAGCUGAGGGAAAUGCAAGAUGAACAGGCCAAUCCAAAGAAUGCUGUGGGAACUCUGGAUGUUGGGCUUAUUGACAAUGUCUGUGCUUCAGACAGUCCUGAUAGACCAAAUUCUUUUGUGAUCAUCACAGCAAAUAGAGUGAUUCACUGCAACAGCGACACCCCUGAGGAGAUGCAUCACUGGAUCUCCCUGCUGCAGAAACCAAAAGGCGAAUCUAAGGUUGAUGGCCAGGAAUUCCUUGUGAGAGGCUGGCUUCAUAAAGAGGUUCAGAGCAGCAACAAGAUGUCCUCUCUGAAGAUGAAGAAACGCUGGUUUGUUCUGACAAACACUGCGCUCGAUUACUACAAGUCAUCCGAGCGCACAGCUGCCAAGCUUGGCACGCUUGUGCUCAAUAGCCUCUGCUCUGUAGUGCAGCCCGAUGAGAGGGUCUUCAAAGACACAGGCUAUUGGAACAUCAUCGUCCAUGGGCGAAAGCACUCCUACAGACUGUACACAAAGCUGUUGAAUGAAGCUAUGCGCUGGGCCUCUGCCAUUCAAGGUGUCAUUGACAGCAAAGUUCCCAUAGAAACACCUACACAGCAACUCAUUCGUGACAUCAGGGAAAACAGCACAAACUUUGAAGUAGUGGAACAGACAUAUAGGAGGAACCCAAUCUUGCGAUACACCCAGCACCCCUUGCAUUCCCCAUUGCUCCCACUACCGUAUGGAGAUGUUAGUGUUAACUUGCAACAAGAGAAGGGUUACAGCAGCUUACAGGAUGAAGCAGUGAAGAUCUUUAACUCCCUUCAGGAAAUCGAGACAGUGUCUGACCCCAUACCCAUUAUCCAAGGCAUUCUGCAGACCUGCCAUGAUUUAAAGCCCCUUCGUGAUGAAGUGUACUGUCAGCUCAUCAAACAAACUAAUCACAUGCCGCAUCCCAACAGUACUGGCAACCUGCACCACUGGCAGCUGAUGUCAUGCAUGAGCUGCACUUUCCUGCCCAGUAGAGGGAUCCUGCGCUACCUCAAGUUCCACCUUAGAAGGGUAAAAGACCUCUUUCCAGGCUCAGAAAUAGACAGGUAUGCGCAAUUUAUAAGUGAUUCCCUGAAGAGAACAAAGACGAGGGAGUUUGUGCCCUCACAGGAGGAAAUACAGGCUCUUCUCACGCGUGAAGAAAUGACGACAACAGUGUACUGCCAUGGCGGUGGCUCCUGUAAAAUAACCAUCAAUUCACACACAAGUGCUGGGGAGGUGGUUGAAAAGCUGAUCCGAGGUUUAGCAAUGGAGGACAGCCGUAAUAUGUUUGCGCUCUUUGAACAUAAUCAGCAGGUGGACCGUGCUGUUGAGAGUCGGGUGAUUGUGGCUGAUAUCUUGGCCAAGUUUGAGAGACUUGCUGGCUCUGAAGAAGAAGAGGAGGAAGGACAGUGGCAGCUGUAUUUUAAGCUUUAUUGCUUCUUGGAUAUUGAGAAUGUUCCCAAAGAUGGGGUGGAGUUUGCCUUCAUGUUUGAGCAGGCUCAUGAAAGCCUCAUAGAUGGUCAUUUUCCUGCACCAGAGGACACUCUGCAACGCCUAGCAGCUCUUCGGCUGCAGUAUCUUCAUGGAGAUUAUUCUAAAAUAAGUUGGACCCUUGAUGGAAUCUACCCAGUUAACAGACUAAAAUCCAAAAUACUUCACUCAACAAAGAGCAGCGGCACUACUAGUCACACUCUGGAGAGGAGACGGACCAGCUUCCUUGAAGGGACAUUGAAGCGUAGCUUCAAGACAGGCUCUGUAAAGAAGCAGAAGGUAGAAGAGGAGCAGAUGAUGGAGAUGUGGGUAAAGGAAGAGCUUUCAGCUGCUCGGGCAAGCAUAGCACAGAAAUGGACCAAGCUGCAGGGACUCUCUCAGCAUCAGGCCAUGGUGAAAUACAUGUCCAUUGUAAAGGAGUGGCCAGGUUACGGGUCAACCCUAUUUGAUGUUGAGUGCAAGGAGGGUGGAUUUCCAAAUGAUCUUUGGCUUGGAGUCAGCACAGAGAAUGUGUCUGUCUACAAACGAGGGGAUCCUAAACCACUAGAAACUUUCCAGUAUGAGCACAUUGUUUUCUUCGGAGCACCACAGCCUAACACCUUCAAAAUUACAGUGGAUGAGAGAGAAAUGUUCUUUGAAACAUCCCAGGUGGGUGAGAUAAUAAAGAUCAUGAAAGCAUACAUCAACAUGAUUGUGAAGAAACGCUGCAGCGUCAAAUCAGCCACCAGCGUGGACAGUCAUGCUAGCAUCUGGACUAGGUGAUACGAAUGAACUGCCACAAGAGAGAGGCAGUUGUUUAAUGAUUGGUGUUUGCAACUUGCCAGCACAAGUGUAGCAAAGAUGUUUUUUAAGAACUCCACUUGACUGACUACUGUAUUUAAAAACUGAAGUGACAUCUACAGUACCAUAGGAUUUGCACCUCUGCCCAAAGACAUUAAACAGUAACAACUGUUGUUAAAUAUUAAUAACCCAAAACUUUUUUCCCCUUGCUUGUUUGAUGAACAAUGUACCUUAAAGAAGCAAAGUCAGAAGCA
Haliaeetus leucocephalus (bald eagle) is the source of this 6293-nucleotide messenger RNA. RefSeq names its product unconventional myosin-X-like. Gene Ontology annotation, cellular component: cytoskeleton; myosin complex. Bases 1 to 6021 code for a protein of 2006 amino acids. The record is from RefSeq and is a predicted model, not a curated record. Lineage: Eukaryota; Metazoa; Chordata; Aves; Accipitriformes; Accipitridae. Gene Ontology annotation, molecular function: ATP binding; cytoskeletal motor activity. The transcript has 40 exons.